Molecule: messenger RNA, 1247 nt
Organism: Paramecium tetraurelia
Lineage: Eukaryota; Ciliophora; Oligohymenophorea; Peniculida; Parameciidae
Exons: 8
Biological process (GO): translation
Cellular component (GO): cytosolic large ribosomal subunit; ribosome
Molecular function (GO): RNA binding; structural constituent of ribosome
Source: RefSeq, a predicted model, not a curated record
AUGAAGUUUUCAAGAUUGAUUGGCAGAAUCUUAGUAGCAUUUAUAUUCGUGAAUGCUGGGUUGUCUCAAUUAAAUAAUACCGAUCCAUUUGUUUAAUUUGUAAACGUCAGAUAUCCACUCUUCUUUGAUUAUGUCCAAAAAUUGACAGGUCAUUCAUUGGAUUGCGCAGAAUUUUUAAAACCCACAAACUUUAUUAAACAUACUCCAUGCUUAAUUCAAACAAUAGGAGUUGCUUAAAUUCUGUUAGGAGUUGGAGUAGGAAUAGGUAUUCAAGGAGCAGGAUGCUUAUUGGCUUUGUUAAGUAUCAUCAUAACAGCAUUUGUACACAACCCCAUAAUUUAUUCAAACUUUGUAAAUGCUUAGGCUGAAUAUCUGAACAUAAUUUUUAAUGUCGGAAUAAUUGGUGCAUUAUUUUUGGUUGGAAAAAGUAGAAAGAAUAAAGGAAGUUGUGGAGUUGGAUCUUGUGUAGCUAAGCCAAAGGUUGCUUAGGCUGAGGUUAAAAAGGAAGAAGUUAAAAAGGAAGUAAAGAAGGAGGAGAACAAGAAAAAAGUGAGUAUUUUAAAUAUAUCAAUUAAUAUUAUAUAUGGGUUAAUGAAAAAAUAUAAAAAUUUGAAAAAUGGUAACUAAACAAGUCUAAGUAUAUAAUAGGGAGUAGAUGCUUACAAAAAGACUAGAGUUUAAAGGAAUGUAGGAAGAAAAGUGACUUCUACUAACCUUUAUUUGAAAUUAUUAAUAAAGUUAUACAAAUUCUUGGCAAGAAGAACAGACUCUCAAUUCAAUGCUACUGUUUUGAGAAGACUCUAAUCAACAAGAACUGCAAGGUACCCAAUUAGUGUCAGCAGACUUGUAAAAUAAAUAAAUACAGCCAAAGAUAAAACCAGAACUUUAGUAGUUGUAGGCACAGUAACUGAUGAUGCUCGUCUUCUUACUGUCCCAAAAUUAAAUGUCUGUGCUCUCAGAUUCACUGAAACAGCAAGAAAGAGAAUUCUUGCAGCAGGAGGAAAGACUUUGACUUUCGAUUAAUUGGCAUAACAAAACCCAACAGGAACUGGCACUAUUCUAUUGAGAGGUCCAAAGGUGAGAGAAGCCUUAAAACAUUUUGGCAGAGCCGCUGGUUUACCAGGAUCUCAUGCCAAGCCAUAUGUCAGCCACACUGCAAGAAGAGGCAAAGGUGCAAGAUGAUUUUUUUAGUACAUUAGGACAUUAAAAAUACACAUAUUAUUUUAUUAUAUUAAAUCAAAAAUAAA